Messenger RNA from Glossina fuscipes, 4773 nucleotides. It is a transcript of the gene Ask1, whose product is annotated as mitogen-activated protein kinase kinase kinase 15. The transcript has 11 exons. NCBI's taxonomy places the organism in Eukaryota, Metazoa, Arthropoda, Insecta, Diptera, Glossinidae. The record is from RefSeq and is a predicted model, not a curated record. The coding region runs from base 463 to 4608 and encodes 1381 amino acids. Gene Ontology annotation, biological process: protein phosphorylation; MAPK cascade. Gene Ontology annotation, molecular function: protein kinase activity; ATP binding.
UUUCAUUUUCAUCGCAUUCGCUUUCUGUGAAGCCAUUUGUUAUUUUCUUAACAGACAGAUCUUACAACUGUUUGUGAAAAAUUGACAUUUUACAGGUGCUUAGAGAAAGAGAGCAAGAUUUACAUAGUUUUCAGUUUUCUUGCAAAAAGAAAUUUUCUAAAACAGAAAAUUUUAAAAGGAAUUAUGUUAAUUACUAUUUUUUAACGCACAAAUUAAUUAACAACUUAGUGCUAAAUAAAAGUGAUAAUGUGUUUUUAUAAAAAUUUUAGAAAAUUCUCGUUAAACUUUUAGAAAAUUUUUUCUUGCUUAAAUCAACUAAAAAUUAUCCAAAUUACAUAUUAUAUAUUUUUACGGGCUAGUAAAAGUGGUAAUUGUGAUGCUGGAGGAAGAAGUGGAAGAAAAGAUUCUUACCGUGAAUAUUUGCGCAUACAUACGUCUCAUUAAAGAAGAACAGCAACAAUUAUGGCAAAUAAUACUGCGGUCGCCAAAUCACAACAGCAGCAGCAACAACAACAACAACUACAUCAAUGGAAUGCUCAACAAUUAACAUUAACAGUGGUAGGCGUAAUAGAUACCCAGAUAGGUGAGCAUUUGCAAGAUCGUGAAAAUGCUUUAGAAGAAAUACAACAAGCCGUACAAUCAGUUGGAGCAAAUUUUCAACGUGUGCAAUUCGACAAGUUGGAUUUUGGCGAAACGAAAAAAUUGGAAACGUUUUAUAAUGCCGAUGUCGCCAUUAUUGAUUUAAGCAUCCAAACGCAACAACGUUCGUUAUCGUAUCAUUUAGGCGUUAGAGAAUCAUUUAAUAUGAAAGAAAAUAUCUUAAUCUACAACGAUGUUCAUUCAAAACAAACGUUAAGUUUAAAGCUUUCUUUUCCAAAUUACACGUUUCUUUCGUAUAAAUACAAUACGGAGUAUAGUGUUUGUAAUCUGACUAAUUUCAAUAAAGAAUUACCAGCCGAUACAAAGAUACCUACGCUGCAGACCCGCUUAAAACGCUUACUACAAGAUGUGGAAAUUCAAUCCAAAGCUCAUAUGCGCGAGAAAUUCUUAACCGAUUUAAGGCAAGCCCGUGAAACUUAUGCGACCAAUACGAAGAAGUUACAAAACAUUUUACAUGAAAUGCGUAAACGUUUAGAUGAUGGUCACGUUUUAUCGGGCGAAGUUGUGCACAGUUUUAUGUAUUCAUUACGCGAUGUCCAGGACUAUGACAGCAUGGUUUGUUUAGUUAAUGAUCUAAAGAAUAUACCGAAUACGCGUAAAUAUGUGGAAACGGGGAAUAUGAGUUUUUUGUACGCGUUCGCUUUGAAUCGUCGCAAUCGUAAAGGUGAUCGUGAGAGAGCAUUGGAAUCCUCGCUUAAAGCUUUGGAACGCAAAGAAAAUCAUUUUCCUGAUAUGUUAUGUCUUUGCGGUCGCAUAUAUAAAGACAUAUUCGUUGAAUCGGAUUAUACCGAUAUGAAUAGUUUGAAAAACGCUAUAAAAUGGUAUCGCCAGAGCUUUGAAGUGCAACCCAAUGAAUAUGCGGGUAUUAAUUUAGCCACGUUGCUGGUGAUCGAUGGUAAAGAGUUUGCGAACACCGAGGAAUUGCAACAUAUCGGCAUGACUUUGAAUAACCUAAUAGGGAAAAAGGGUAGUUUGUCAUCUUUAACGGAAUAUUGGGAUGUGGCAACAUUCUUUGAAAUAUCUGUACUCGCCGAAGAUUACGCUAAAGCGAUUAAAGCCGCCGAAUGCAUGUUUAAAUUGAAGCCACCCAAUUGGUAUCUGAAAUCGACUAUAGGUAAUAUAAGUCUGAUUCAUCGGUUCCGUAAGAAGGCCGAUGAUCAUCAACCCACCAUAGAAGAGCAAAUAUUUCAAUUUUGGAUGGAUUUCUUUCUGGAUGCCACCGAUAGUAGUAAAAUCAGUAGUAUACGCUUUCCAAUAUUGAUUUUGGAACCGCAAAAAAUCUAUAUGCCUAGUUAUGUUAAUAUUAAUAUGGAUGCCGAAGAGAAGUCCAUACAAAUUGUUAAUAUAUGUUUAGCUCAUUCGAAACACGAAUGCAAAAAAGUUCAUGAUUUUGUUUUCACUGCCUCGCAGAUCAAAUCUGUAAGCCUAUAUAAACGGGAUGAUCGUUGCGCCUAUCUUUAUGUUCAUCAUAAUUCAGAUGAUUUUCAAAUUUACUUCCCUUCGACGGAAUGUCGUCAGCGUUUCUAUGAAUUGAUAUUGGAAAUGGCUGCCGACCAGGAGGUGUUCGUUAAUCUAAGCGAAGAAGAACUGCCACAGAUUGAGUAUGAAUAUGAUUACGAUGAUCAAAAUCGGCAGAUUGUAUUGGGUAAGGGCACGUACGGAACAGUUUAUGCUGCUCGGGAUAAACAGACUCAGGUGCGAAUAGCUAUAAAAGAAGUUCCCGAAAAGAAUUCGCAAGAUGUUCAACCUUUACAUGAAGAAAUCAAAUUGCACUCACAGCUACGGCAUCGUAACAUUGUAAGGUAUCUCGGCUCGCUCUCAGAAGAUGGCUUUUUCAAAAUUUUCAUGGAGCAAGUACCCGGUGGUUCCUUAUCCGAUCUGCUCGAAAAGAAAUGGGGUCCUCUUAAGGACAAUGAAUCGACCAUAGCUUUUUAUUCUAAACAAAUUUUAGAAGGUCUUAAGUACCUGCACGAACAAAAAAUAGUUCAUCGCGAUAUUAAGGGUGAUAACGUUUUGGUUAACACUUACAGCGGCGUAGUGAAAAUAUCUGAUUUCGGUACAUCGAAACGUUUAGCUGGAAUUAAUCCUAUGGUUUCCACAUUUACCGGCACGUUACAGUAUAUGGCUCCUGAAGUGAUUGAUCUUGGUUUUCGUGGUUACGGUCCGGCUGCUGAUAUUUGGUCUUUUGGUUGCACCAAUGUUGAAAUGGCUACCGGUAAAAGACCAUUUGUCGAAUUGGGUUCAGCUCAAGCGGCUAUGUUUAAAGUAGGAUAUUAUAAAACACAUCCAACUAUACCGGAUGAAUUAUCAUCUGCAGCGAAAAAUUUCAUUCUACGUUGUUUCACAAUCGAAGAAUCGGAGAGACCCACAGCUGCUCAGCUGUUAGAAGAUCCAUUUCUAUCUGACAAACAUCGUAAGCUAAGACUUGGACCGCCGACUAGUUCGGAUUUUGGUCGCAGUAUUUCAGUGCCAGCUGAUCGCUUAGUAACUAAAUCCCGUAGCAAUAAUACACCGACCACACCCGAAAUCGAAGGACCACAUUCGACAUCAGUGGAUAUUGAAAAUCUACCCAGUCAUCAGUCAUUCAAUAUGGAACGACGGAACUCAUCAGGUACUUUACUUUCGCCCGAAAUUGAAGUUUCUACCCCAUCGCUGCGGACUAGUGCAAGUUCCGAAACAAGUGAAACCAAUGAUUUUUACCACUUGAAAAAGGAAUCUCAGCGUCGCACUACGCUGUCGAAAGUUCUAACCACAGAUGAAUGUAAAAUUUGUGAAAUUUGGUUGGAGAAAUUGCAAAACGAGCAUAAUAAUAUCGUAGCGAUAACUAAAACUGAUUUACAAAAACUUUUGCAUGGUAUACGUGAAUAUAUAAUGAAUGAAAAGGAAAAGCACUUGGAGGCAUGCAUUAAUAGUUUAAAGGAACAAUUGAAUUACGAUGCAGCUGCAUUGGAUCAUUUACAUUUGGCUUUAUAUUCAUUUCAAGAUGCCGUUAUAUCGGUAUUAAGAAUGCAUUCAAUUAAACCUCAUUGGAUGUUUGCUUUAGAUAAUUUGGUUAAGCAGGCGGUACAAGCGUGCGUAAUGAUUUUAUCGCCAGAAUUGGGAGCAAAUUUAUUGGGCAAAGAUGCCUCGCUGAUAGACGAUGAAAGUGUGCACAAUCAACAACAAACCUCUACGGACAGUCAAGAGAAGGUUGGCGUUUACGGGGAAAGCGGUGGUGUUGCGGGCGGUAGUGGUGCGAUUAUUGGCGGCGGUCAAAGUGCUAGCACUAGUGCUGCGACUAAUGAUGAAGAUAGCAAUUCCAGCUUUAAUGCCACCGAAUGCGUAAAACUCUUGAAGGAUAUACGCGAAUCGAAUCGGAAAUUUCAUCAUCAACAUUUGGAACAUCAAAAGCAAAGCCUAAAAACUUUGCAAAAUAUCAACAGAGAAUUGACAGACUUUUAUGUAUGUCGCAAGCGCACGAAACGCAUUAAAUUUAGAGCAAUAAAAAAUAAAAAAUCAAAUCGUCUUUAUAAGUUGAAAAUGGAAAGGCGAUCGAGAUCGUUAAGCAAUUGCAAUGGUUUAGAAGAAGUGGAUGAACAACUUGAAGAGUGGCUAACGCAACAUGAUAUUGAUGAGAUAUCUAAGAGUAUUAUACUGAAUGAAGGCUUCUCUUACGACGAUUUCAUCUACAAUAUGGAAAAAUUAGAUUUAAUGCGUUUGGAAUUGAGGCUGGGCGUUGAAGUACGUUUAUGGUGUUUAAUUACUCAACAACGGUCUAGAAAUCUAACUGUAAACUCAAACAGCACUAAUAACGAUUUAGUGAACAUCAAUUGUAAUAAUUUAAAUAAUAACAACAAUAACAAUAGUCCUUUAAAUCCAGUGGCCUUAAAUCAUAGAAAUCACUUUAGCUGCCAGAGACGUAGUAGUCAACGACGUUGUGACAGUGAAUAUGAUUCAUGUAGUGAAUAAGUAAAAAAAGUUUUCAUGUUAAAAAAGCUCUCCUUCCUAGUGUUCGUUCGUUAAAUAAAAAAUUAAAAAUUUGUUAUUAUUGUUAAUUGAAAAUUGUUUCUUCCUCAUACGUGAUGUCUAACUUAGUAUUUUAAGGCUUUUUAUACUAUAUAAUAUUUGUAUGCU